Molecule: messenger RNA, 1884 nt
Organism: Daldinia vernicosa
Lineage: Eukaryota; Fungi; Ascomycota; Sordariomycetes; Xylariales; Hypoxylaceae
Product: HD domain-containing protein
Exons: 3
Coding region: 594-1382 (262 amino acids)
Cellular component (GO): cytoplasm
Molecular function (GO): 5'-deoxynucleotidase activity
Source: RefSeq, a predicted model, not a curated record
UGCAAGACCAGGGUGCUGAAUUCUGGAACAGGGAUCUAGAUUAAGGGUCUAGAAUAAGAAAGGGAGUACAUGUAGGUACCUACCUUAGGUAGGUACAUAUCAAAGACGAUACGUAGUACAUGUAACUGACGUGGCGUACUGCUGUGUAACUCGAAAACGAAAGACUGACAUCAUACAGGGUUAAGAGGCAGCGACGGUCAGCUACAAAUCUGAUAAUGUUCGCUGACAAUUACAACCCCGAGCAGUACCUAAACGGAGUUGUAGGUAGUAUCUAAGCUCGGAACUUAGAACGUUUGGGUCUCUAUCAGUCUAUCGGCCACGUGGGGCAGAUAUGUUGUGUGUCGUGGGGUCCCCCCUCUAGCGCUUUCUUUGAAAUGUUUCUUCACCUCUUCUUGUUUGUACCCUUUUCAUAUACCUAAGUCAUAUUUCGGGAUCAUUUCUUCACCUCAUUCAGGAGCAGGUUCUAACUGAUUGGUGUUACCCAUUUCGAUUCCCAACUACAUCCCUAGAGCUUACCACUCCGUACAAAUACCAGCCGCGGCCACGAACAUCUCCUUCAAGGACGAGCUAUCCUGCCCGUACUUAAAGGCGGGAUGUCCUCCAAUAACCAGGAAGGCAUUGAGCCCGGUGUUGUAAUAACUCCCAAGGUCUCUGAACCAUGGGCGGUCGAGAAGGUGCUAGCACAGAUUCACCCCGAAGCCCCUGCCGAGGAUUCGAGCUCACCAGUUCCUUUCUUCCAUAUCCUCGAGCGGUUAAAGACGGGCAAGCGAGAAGGAUGGCGGCGGUUCGGAAUCAAGAGAGGCGAAUCGAUCGCGGAUCAUAUGUAUCGCAUGUCCUUAAUGACCUUCAUAUGCCCCCCUUCGCUUGCAUCCAAGCUCGAUCUUAACAAAUGCAUGAAGAUGUGCCUCAUCCACGAUAUGGCCGAAUCAAUCGUCGGGGACAUUACGCCGGUAGAUGGUGUCCCGAAACCGGAAAAAAGCCGUCGCGAGGCCGAGACAAUGGACUAUAUUUCCAAGAACUUACUGGGCAAGGUGUAUGGAGGGGUUGCCGGACAGGAGAUCCGAGCGAUCUGGCAGGAGUAUGAGGACUCCAAAACACCCGAAAGCCUCUUUGUCCAUGACGUAGACAAGAUGGAAUUAUUGUUGCAGAUGGUGGAGUACGAGAAGCGGGCGGAUAAGCGCCUGGACCUGGGCGAGUUCGCUUACGUUGCGACCAGGGUUGUACUUCCGGAAACGCAGGAGUGGGCAAAGGACAUCCUUAAGGAACGCGACGAGUUUUGGGGUUCGGCACCGCAUGUUCAUGGAGAAGCCGGUGUGAAUGGCGGUGUGAAAAAGACGACGACACAGGAUCAAGACGCCUAUUACUCUAAAGAGGAGAGCUAAAAAGGAGAUGGGCUGCUAUUGGCGGUAAGCAAAACAUAUUGCGGUAUUGCAGUCUUGCGCCGACAUUAAAAGAUUCUUGCUCGUCGUUUACGCUUUUUGCUUCAUGUCAGGUAUGGAGCAUUAUCACAUUAUCAUGGUAGGUAGAAUGGGAAAACACUAGGGGUUCGGGACGGCAUACAACCCUCAUUAGAAAAUGGAGCAUAUGGUUAUGACCAAUAAUGAUAAGAAUAUUGCAACGCUGCCGACCGCUUCUUCUAUUUCACCGGUGAAGAGGCGCGGAGGGGAAGGUGUUAAAAUAAUGUACAUUUAACUGAGGACCCGCUAUCGAAUCCGGUACCCGGGACUGGCACCCGGGGUUGGCUCUUUGGCCACUUGGCGACUGCUGUUCUAUUGACUUUUUAUGCUGUUUUGACCUAGUAACGGGUGUGAUGAUUAAACUUAAUAAUCAACAACUCCAACUUUUUAGAAUUAGAAUUAAUACAGCGCAUAAGCACUUGAGAAA